AAGAUCUUAAAGCUUCUAAAAUUUUCAACAAAACGACACACGUUCAUGACGUACAAAAUGCUGUCUAGGAUGGCACCUCAGUAGUGAUGUAACACAGCCCGUGUGUAGGAAUAUGAACGGCAGACUGAGGUAACAGGGUUCGAUGCUAUUUAUCCAUCCUUAUCUGUCCAAAACCAACAAAACUCUAUGAUCGAAUUCCUGGCUUUCUUCACAAUCAGCAGGCAUGAGGAUCAGGCUGCAGGGCUCAGGCCAUGCGGCCCGUCUCCUCUCCGAGCUCAACCGCUGUCGUCUGUCUCGUCUCCUGUGCGAUGUGGUCAUCCAGGUCGGAGGUCGUUCGUUCCCCGCUCAUCGAGCGGUGCUGGCGUGUGCGUGCACACACUUUAAUAGCCUCUUUUCCAGAGGUUCCCGAAACGGUAGCUUCCCCGCCAACUUCUCUUUGGACUUUGUCUCAGCCACCAAUUUCGAGAAGGUAUUGACUUUCAUCUACACCGGUGAAAUUUUCACAGACCUUAUAGAUGUCCGUGUGUUGUACGAACUGGCGGAACGGCUGGGAGUGAAGGAGCUGGUGAGCGCUUGCCAUGCCACUUUUCCUGACCUGCAGAGCUCCAGUUCUGGAGACCAGGUGGGAGAUGGAGACGUGGAGAGCGAAAUGAUGUCCGCCGCCACCAUGGCUACGUCAGUCUGCUCAUCCUCCGCAGCAUCUUGUUCCUCACUGUCAUCUCCGGCCGCUCCUACACCUGUCACACCAUCUCCGGUUCCUCAAGGCAGGAAUUUUAGAAUAAACCGCACACACUCGGCUACUGUUUCGCUUUCCCAGUCUCCUAAAAAUGAGCACCUGCAUGUGCAUCUGGGAUACAGCCAGCUGGAGACCAACAAACCGAGCCCCUCGGAUAGUAACCGUACCACAGACGCUCUUCCUGGUCUCACUCUCCAGCUUAAGACUGAGCGGGACGAAGAAGGAGAUGGUGGAGGAAACAUCUCGGUGGACCACCUUGUGGUUAAUGGUAGCAAAUCAACAUUUGGGUCUCUUCCAGAAACCUGCUCCGUUCCUGACUCCUCAGCCCAGCUCGGAGGAGAAACAUGCGCCCCUUCGUCGUCCUCCAGUGACCCUCUGGACAGUUUGCAGCUGGGGUCCGUCGCAGGCGGAGUAGAAGUCAAAGAUGCGAGUUUCUUUGACGAAGAUGAUGCCAGGAAGAGGCACCACCUUGAGGAGGAUCAAACCGAGUCUGGGGAUCAAUGGAGAGCACUUUCAGAAGACAUCAUUGAGCUGAGCGAUGAAGAGGAGCACUUCAUCGUGGAGGAAGAGGAUGACGAAGACCUGAUGUGUAUUGAGAACGGCGAACAUGGCUCUUUAGGCCAGCUGGCUCCAUCGCAGCCAUGCAAAGCUUGUGGAAUGCUACUCCCUGCCGAAAAUGGCAUCAUUCGGACUCACGCCGAGACGCACCUCUCCGAAACAGGUUCAUGUCAGGUGUGUGGAGCCUCCUUCUCCGAGCGCGGGGCUGCUGUCACUCAUGCCCUCACACACGUGGGUAUCCUUCUGUUCUCGUGCGAUGUCUGUGAGCAGCAGUUUCAGAGCGAAGCCAUGCUGAUUCACCACAGACGUCUGUCUGCGGUCAAAUGCAGCCCUCAAAAUCCUGAACAACUGAGCGGCGCCUCACAGAGACAAGGAGGGGAACUGCAAUGUGCUGUUUGUGCUAAAGCCACUGCUAAUGAUUUUAAGGCUGUCCGGGAGCACGUUCAGAGUCACGUUUGCCUAAGGACACUACGCUGUGGAGUAUGUCAGCUGUCCCAAUCCUCUCGAUGCGCCCUUUUGUGGCACACUUUAACGCACCUCUUUCCUAUUUACACCUGUCCACAAUGUAGCAGCCCCUUCCUGGAGAGUUCGCUGCUAGAUCGCCACGUGGCCCUACACGCCGAGGAAGAGUCUUCUGCGAAACCGGACGCCAGCAGUCCGGAGACCAGCGGGGAAAGCCAAGGCGAGCUGCGCUGCUUCCUGUGUCCGCAGACCUUUCGCUCAGAAAACGCUUUCCAUUACCAUCUCACCGCACAUUCGGGUGAGCUUCAGGGCCAGACGUGGCCGACCAAGCGCAAGGCAGACCAGCUCAUGGAGUAUUCCUCAUCAUCUUCCUCGCCUUUGGAGGCCGGCGGCUCGGGUAAAACCGCAAAUGCAAGUUUCAGUGUGAACAUGGGUUUCGGCGUUCAGGACAAAAUGGUUCAGUUCACAAACGGCAACGUUUCCAGUGGUGCGGGCCUCAGGCAGAAAUGGUACCGCUGCAGGUAUUGCGGUAAGCACUUUGCACACUCGGGCGAGUUCACCUACCACCUCCGCAUCCACACGGGUGAGAAACCCUAUCAGUGUAAAGUAUGCCUGCGCUUUUUCCGCGGCCGAUCCACCAUGAUCUGCCACCUAAAGACACACUCGGGUGCCCUCAUGUACCGCUGUACCGUCUGCGGCCUGUUCUUUUCCACGCUCAAGAUGGUCUCCUCGCACAUGGAGGUCCACAAAGACCAGCUACCACCCGAUUUCAACAUAGAGGAGACCUUUAUGUAUAAUGACCACUCUAAAGAACCUGUCCCGAAUAUGGACGCCUGAACAGACGCCCUCCGAACGCUCCGCUACACUGUGCACCCAAAUUUCCUUGCUGAUGUUGUUCAGAAGAAGUGACUGUAGACUUAGAAUGUAACUUAAGUGUUUAAUGUGAUUGAUUGUUUGUUUAUGUGGCAUUGUGUACCGAAAGACCAAAUUUAAUGGAAAAGGUUAUUUUAAAAAUGUAGUGUUGUUAUCUAUCCACUAGAUGGCAAACGAGAUCUGUGUUACCUCUAAAAACUCUUCCUGCCGUUCUGACACACACGAUAAGCUAAAAGUCUUUGGUUUCUCUAAAAAAGCACAACCUUUCUCUUAUUCAGAGCAAGUGCGAGUUGAGAUUUAACCGGGACUUGUCAGAUAAGUCAAUAAGUCAAGGGUAUAAACAUUUCCUGUUUUUAAAUAAAGGUACUUUUCUUUUACAGAAUAGGCAAUAUUUUUAUAGUAGCAUUGUGUAUCACCUGACAUAGAUUAUGUUAGAAAUAGUAACUGGUUUAUGAGAAGCAGUACAUUUUGUUUGUAUUGUUUGUUCCCCAGUUGGAGAGAGGAUUUUGACUGAGGUGCUAAUAUAUCAGUCAGUUCAUACGACUGUCCCUAACCUGUUGAUUUGGGACAUACAAGUAUUUGUUUUAAAGCAGCAGUGUUUUAGGCAAGAUUAUGUUUUGAAAACUUGUUCUGUGCCAAUUUCCAAGCAACUUUACACACCUGAAAGAUGCUCACUGUAAAAAAUAAGUUGGUUUAACUUACUUUUUUUUAAAGGAGCAUGCCAACUUUUUGGGAUUUUAGCUUAUUCACUGUAUCGCCCAAAGUCCAUACAUACCUUUUUCAUCUCUUUGCGUCCCAUACCUCUGUCUGAAGCACCCACCGCUAGCCUAGCUUAGCACAAAGACUGGAAGUACAUGGCUCCAGCUAGCAUACUGCUUUAAAUAAGUGACAAAAUAACUGCAACAUUUUCCUAUUUAUAUGUUGUGAUUUGUAUAGUCACAUUGUGUACAAAUAACAAGGUCAUGAGACACAGCCAUCUUUUAACCAGAUACAUACUGGAAACUAUAUUUUCAGAAGGCUGCUUCUUGGGUGGAUAUUGGCGUUUUUUUUUUGUCACUUAUUGGGAGCAGUAUGCUAGCUGGCGCCAUUUACUUCCAGUCUUUGUGCUACGCUAGGCUAGCGGUGGGUGUGUCAUACAGAGUUACAGCAUGCACGGAGAUGAAAAAGGUACGUAUCUAACUCUGGAGAGUACGGUGAAAAAGCUAAAGUCCCAAAAAGUCAGCGUGUUCCUUUAAGUUACCUGGUUGCCUUUAUAUUUUAAGUUAAAAAACAAAAAUCUUAAAAACAUAUUUUACAUAUUACUAAUAUUUUUAAGUUGAAUGAACUUUUUAAGGCAAACAGGUAACUUACUUUUUUAAGUUGAACCAACAAAUCGUUCUUACAGUGUAAUGGAAAAACUUACCAUUUUAAUGUCUUUUUAAUCAUUUUGUGUUCACUAUAAAAAUCUAUUUGACAAAUAAAUGGAUGCAUCCAUAACAGAUGUAAUUGAUCAAGCCACAGUUUUAUUUGCUGUGGGCAUUUGAAGCCUUAUUUCUCAUGCAGCUCAGAAUAAUAAAGAAUGAACAAAACAUGGCCUUAUAAACCGAUUGAAUCAACUUCAUCUGUCAAUCAUAACUAGUUACGUUUCGAAAAAUGAGGACUGAUGUUGUGACUGCUAAAUAUGAGAUCUUGAUUCAUGUUGAAUAUGAGAUGAAUGUCAUUUUCAUAGCACAUUUCUUUUCAAUAUGAAAUAGUUGCCUUAUAUUACUUAUUUAUGUGAUUUAUACAUUUUGGCAUCACUGUCAAACGUCUUUUCUCUUUUAUCACAGCUGUACUUGUGUUCUGAUUAAAAGUGGUACUCUAAACUUUAA
Paramisgurnus dabryanus is the source of this 4479-nucleotide messenger RNA. It is a transcript of the gene zbtb39, whose product is annotated as zinc finger and BTB domain containing 39. Gene Ontology annotation, cellular component: nucleus. Gene Ontology annotation, biological process: regulation of transcription by RNA polymerase II. NCBI's taxonomy places the organism in Eukaryota, Metazoa, Chordata, Actinopteri, Cypriniformes, Cobitidae. The record is from RefSeq and is a predicted model, not a curated record. Gene Ontology annotation, molecular function: protein binding; DNA-binding transcription factor activity, RNA polymerase II-specific.